This is a messenger RNA of Coccidioides immitis RS, 928 nucleotides long. RefSeq lists its product as uncharacterized. The transcript has a single exon. The record is from RefSeq and is a predicted model, not a curated record. NCBI's taxonomy places the organism in Eukaryota, Fungi, Ascomycota, Eurotiomycetes, Onygenales, Onygenaceae. The coding region runs from base 344 to 646 and encodes 100 amino acids.
UCGUUAACAAAAAGUGAUAAAUUAGCUCAUUGUUGGCAAUAUGCGCGGAACUUAAACGCCCUGUCACGAGGGCGGGGGGGCAAAAGAAAGCCGCCUGCGCGUUCGCUGCAGGCGUCGUCACAUUAGAUGCGCAAGGCAGAAAUCCCACGUUGCAUGUGGAUUCCUUUUGUUUUAAAAAAAAUAAAAAAUAAAAUAAAAAAUCAUAAUGUGCCGCUAAUAUGAUCAACCUCACCACGCGCUCUCCGCUUCCCCCAGUCUCGUGCAACCAUGGCCCGGAUUCCGGGAAGAUCAACCACGAUAUUGGUGAGAAACCCACGUUUUCGUGGCGUUUGAUAUCUAUCACAUGCUGGGUUGUAGCGGCAAGCGGCCGGGGGAGCUUUGCUGUCGCCAAGGGCCUGCUCAAUUUAUGAGGAGGGCCUUAAUUAAUACUGUAAAGCAUGGGGGUGGGAAAUGGCAGUCGCUGGGUCUCGACGCACGCAUUAGUAACGAAUGCUCUUUUGUUUGCUGCUUCGCCGAUCCCAUUGGGGAGGAGGGUUGCUUGGGCAUUCGUAUUUCCCAAGUGAGAUUGUUUCCAAGAUUCUUCGAUAUUGCCAGUUCCGUUAUUCCGCUUUGGAGGAUGAGAACAAUGAAAAGGCAUAGAAUGUAACCCGUGAAAAAUAAUAUUGGCGUCUGCGCAAGACGUAACCGUGCAUGCGGGUCGGUCGAGAACUAGGAAGAUGCAAGGGAAAUAGCAUAUUGCUGAGAGCGCGGCCCAAUAGCUCACGGGAUCAAUUGCUCUGGUCGAAUUGGUAACUUGGCCGAAAAAAAAAAAAAAAAAAAAAAAAAAAAAAGGAAAAAAGGAAAAAGCAAAAGAAUUAUACCAGGCCUGGUUGAAACGCGAGCCGCUUUUGAUUCAAAGAGCGGGAAAAAGUAUCUCAUCAACGGGGCG